CUCCAUCAGUGGCAGAUGGACAAUACCAGGAUGAACUCCUUCUUAGAGUAUGCAAUUUGUAACCGUGGGACGGGCGCCUACCACCACUUAGAGCCGAGCUCCCCUUCCUUCCCCUCGUGCUCAGGUAGCCCCGCCAGUGACACUUUGAGCGGAGACGGGCGCUUCGGAGCGGGAGGGAGCGCGGCCCAGCAGCCCCCCGGCUACCACCCUCCCUCCUCCGGCCGCCCCGGGCCCUUCGCGGGCGCUGCCCCGAGCCCCGGGUACCCGGCCCAGAGCGGCGGCCCCGGCUACGGCCACCACCAGCUCUACCUCGGCCAGCAGGACGCGGACGGGCUGUACUUCCAGGCGGCCGGGUACCCCCCCGGGGGGACCUCCGGCCUCGGCUCCCUGGCCGAGAGCUACUGCGGGGCGGUGGCGGCCGCGGGGCAGUACCAGCAGCAGCACCUUUACGGGCAGGAGCAGCCCGGCUACUUGCCCGGCGUUUACGGCAACCUCUCGCCUUCUCUAAACGAGGAGCGAGACCCCGCGUGCCCCUCCGAGCCGGGCCCCGGCGCCGCGCAGACCUUCGACUGGAUGAGGGUGAAGAGGAACCCGCCCAAGACAGCCAAAGUGUCGGAGUUCGGACUGCUGGGCCAACCCAACGCCAUCCGCACCAACUUCACCACCAAGCAGCUCACGGAGCUGGAGAAGGAGUUCCACUUCAACAAGUACCUCACCCGGGCCCGGAGGGUGGAGAUCGCCGCCACCCUGGAGCUCAACGAAACCCAGGUCAAGAUCUGGUUCCAAAACAGGCGGAUGAAGCAGAAGAAGAGGGAAAAGGAAGGUCUCGCCCCGGCUGCCGCCUCCAGGUCCGCGAAGGAAGCGGGCGAAGCCUCGGAUCAGUCCAACUGCACCUCACCUGAGGCCUCCCCCAGCUCCGUGUCCUCCUGAAACGCGUCCCGCGGGGCCACAGAGCUCUGCCCUCGAGGGCAG
Messenger RNA from Neopelma chrysocephalum (saffron-crested tyrant-manakin), 972 nucleotides. It is a transcript of the gene HOXB1, whose product is annotated as homeobox B1. Bases 16 to 930 code for a protein of 304 amino acids. Gene Ontology annotation, molecular function: RNA polymerase II cis-regulatory region sequence-specific DNA binding; DNA-binding transcription factor activity, RNA polymerase II-specific. NCBI's taxonomy places the organism in Eukaryota, Metazoa, Chordata, Aves, Passeriformes, Pipridae. The transcript is spliced from 2 exons. Gene Ontology annotation, cellular component: nucleus. Gene Ontology annotation, biological process: regulation of transcription by RNA polymerase II. The record is from RefSeq and is a predicted model, not a curated record.